Coniosporium apollinis CBS 100218 is the source of this 540-nucleotide messenger RNA. RefSeq lists its product as uncharacterized. The transcript has a single exon. Bases 1 to 540 code for a protein of 179 amino acids. Lineage: Eukaryota; Fungi; Ascomycota; Dothideomycetes. The record is from RefSeq and is a predicted model, not a curated record. Gene Ontology annotation, biological process: protein insertion into mitochondrial inner membrane from matrix. Gene Ontology annotation, cellular component: mitochondrial inner membrane; mitochondrion.
AUGCACAAGGACAUGUAUACCGCAUUCGCCGCAUCCGACGUCGAGACACUUCGCCGGAUAUGCGCUGAAGGCCUCCUCGGCUCCCUGCGUGCCCGUAUCUCACACCGCGCGCCUAACGAGCGCUUCAACUGGACGUUACAUCAGAUGAUUGGCAAACCUCGGGUCGUGUCGAAUCGAGCGGCCGUGCUACCCUUUGGGAAGGAGACAGCAUUACGACAGGUCGUGGUGAAGAUACGGAGUCGGCAGAGCUUAGGCCGCAAAGUUGUGCAGCCAGGCGCAAAAGGGAAGAACGUACCAAGUGCGGCUGCAAGAAACACGUCAAGAAAUUCGAAGAGCAGCAACCGUGAAGACAGCAGUCAGCUUAGCUCGAUGAGUCAAGAGGAUUUGGUCACCUCAUCACAUCCUGGAGAAGAGAAGGAAGUCACGGAAUACGUGGUCAUACAGCGGAGGAUGUGGAAUGGAAAGGAGGAGCCGUGGAUACUGUGGGGCCUGACGGAGGAGACGCCUCUGGAGGCCGCGGUGGACACUAAGGCCACUUGA